AUGCCUGUCGAGAUUCGGAGCAAUUCGAGAUAUAGCAGCCUUACUGACAUCAAUCUUUCAGACAACGAGCUCCUUGGUAUCAUUCCUGAAGAAUUUGGUACGUUUAAAAACCUUCAAACCCUAGAUUUGACCAACAAUGACCUCGAAGGUGGUAUCCCAGUUUCAUUUAGAAACUUGGGCAAGAUACGGGAACUUUCCCUAUCUGGGAACAAUCUCAACCAAGACCUUCCUAGUUUUUUCAGCAACUUGCCACAGAUGUCGUUACAGGUUCUUGAUUUAUAUGGGAAUCAACUAAGCGGUUCUUUGCCUGAUUUUACAACAUUCACAUCUCUCAAGGAACUGUACCUUGGACAAAAUCAGUUGAACGGAUCUUUCCCACGAAAAUUUGAAAAAAUCUCGAAUCUAUCGAUCCUUGAUUUGGCGGAUAAUAGUAUCAACGGAUUGCUUCCUGAUCUUUCUGCCUUAGCUUCAUUGCGGGAGUUGUAUUUUGAAAGAAACCUAUUAAAUGGAACUCUAGCUGAAAAGUUAGAUCCUCUCUCCAUGCUCGAGUCUUUGGGAGCAUCUUCGAAUUUCUUUCAAGGAACGAUAUCUGAAACGCAUGUAGCUAAUCUUUCUCGUUUGAGAUACCUUGAUUUGUCGAAUAACUCCCUGGCUAUAGAAAUCGGUUCCAAUUUGUCUGCAACUUUUCAACUCGAAACCAUCUCGUUGUCAUCCUGCAAACUCGGGAGUUCUUUCCCGAGAUGGCUAAGAACUCAAACAAACUUCUCCGUGCUUGAUAUAUCUAAUACCGGAAUCAAUGAUUCCGUCCCCAAUUGGUUUUGGGAAUCGUUAAUUCCAGGCGUUCGAUACUUAAAUCUCUCCUCGAACCAGAUCCAUGGGAUGAUUCCGGAUUUGGAUUUUAUAUCCGGUAACCAACCUAUAAUCGAUAUGAGCUCAAAUAACUUCUCAGGUAACUUACCUUUGUUUCCUCUUGACAUCGUUACUCUAAAGCUCAAUGACAACAUCUUAUCCGGAUCGAUUUCUUCCUUGUGUAACCUGACUACUUUAAGCCGUCUUGAUCUUUCUAAUAACAAACUCUCAGGAGAGCUUCCAAAUUGCUGGAACACUCUUAAUAACCUGGCUAUUCUCAACCUUGAAGACAAUGGAUUUAUUGGGGUAGUGCCUGAAUCCAUGGGGGCCCUGGAGUUUGUUUCUAUGAUAAGUAUUCGAGGCAAUAGUUUGACAGGGGAGCUGCCAGCAUCCUUAAGAAACUGCACUUCGUUGCUACUUCUUGAUCUUGGAGAAAACCAACUGUCGGGGAAGAUACCGGAAUGGUUAGGGGAAAGCUUGUCAUUGCUGCUUGUUCUUAGCUUACAGUCGAAUCAGUUUCAUGGAGCCAUUCCUACAAGCUUAUGGAUGAGUAUGAGGGAUAGAGGUACCUUGCGAUCAAGUUUUGAGUACAAUGCAGUGGGGUUGGUACGAACAAGACUAGCUGUCAGAGCAAGGGUUGUGUUUAAAGUGUUACUGCAAUGGAAAGGAAGGCGAUCAGAGUAUCAAAAUACGUUGCGUCUUGUCGUUAGCCUUGAUCUUUCUAGCAAUAGACUAACAGGCGAAAUCCCAGGUGAGAUGACGAGUCUUUUGGGUCUCAUUGCCUUGAAUCUUUCGAGAAACUCGUUAUCCGGAUCAAUACCUCAAGACAUCGGUCGUCUGGGUCAGUUGGAUUUUCUUGAUCUAUCGAGAAACAACCUGGGUGGAGGAAUCCCUACAAGCCUUGCACAAUUGAGCUAUCUAGGGUUCUUGGAUUUGUCCUUUAACAACUUGUCCGGAAGAAUCCCAAAGAGCACGCAGUUACAGAGCUUCAACGGGUCGUCAUAUGCUGGAAAUUCUAAUCUUUGUGGGGUUCCGCUGCUGAACGUAUGCCCUGGUGAUGAGGCAAGAAGUACAAACCAAGAUAUUUCAGAACAAGAAUCCGAUGAUGAUAAGUUAGAUAAGCGAUUCAUUGUUAGCGUUGUGGCUGGUGUUGCCUUUGGGUUUUGGGGUUUUUGUGGGUCGUUGAUUCUCAAACAUUCAUGGAGACAUGCCUAUUUUGGGUUCUUGAAUGUCGUCAUUAACUCGUUUCUUCUAAGACUAGAGCUGAGUUUCGCUAGGCUCCGGAGGCAAACAUCACCUUAA
This is a messenger RNA of Lactuca saligna, 2151 nucleotides long. The record is from the annotation of a GenBank genome assembly. Lineage: Eukaryota; Viridiplantae; Streptophyta; Magnoliopsida; Asterales; Asteraceae.